GAAGGUUCACUGUGAACUUGGAGAGAUUUACAUGUAGCUGCAGAUAUUGGGAGCUCUCUGGUUUGCCAUGUUGCCAUGCUAUUAGUGCUAUUUACACACUGGGCAAAGAAUUGGAUGACUUUAUUGCACCUUGCUACAGAAUUGAUUUGUAUGACCAGGUGUACAGCCAAGUACUACAACUAGUGGAGGGGAAAGAGAGUUGGCCAAUAGCUCCAAACCCUAGGCCUUUUCCACCAGUAACAAAGAAAAUGCAUGGGAGGCCAAAGACAGAGAGAAGAAGAGAAGAGCAAGAGAAACCCAAGAGUGACAAAUUAUCAAGGAAAGGAUGCAUAAUUAGGUGCUCAACAUGUGGAGGUGAAAAUCAUAACAAAAGAAAGUGUACAAGUAACCCAGAUGUUGUCAGGGAGCAUGCUCAGCAGAAGAAAGCAGCCAUGAGUGCUAAGAGAAAGAAGGAUAAAGCAGCAGCUAAGGAUUCUACUACUGUUGCGCCGCAGGAACCUACUGCUCAGGUUCCAGAGAAGCAUGUGUUGUACUUUGAGAAGAAAUCUAGAUCAAGGAAGAAAGGCACUGCACAUCAAGAAGCUCCUUCCAUGCACCAAGAUCCUGGCCAGCAACCAACUCCAGCCAUGCACCAAGAUCCUAUCCGUCGACCUUUUGUUCCACCAAAGAAAAAGCAAAUGAAAUCGUCCCAUGCAAUUGGACAAUCCACUUCUCAACCAGAUAGUCAACCAUCUACUCAACGAAUGAGAGAAACAAUUCCAAUGACUGAUGUUGUGACAGAAUCAGUGCCAAAGGAAGAGAGACUUAAAUGGUUCAUAUUGGGGAAUGAAAAGAGAGGUCAACAAGGAGGAGAAGAAUAGUGCAUUUUUCUGUUUAAUUUUGUCACACAAUUUUUGUGUUUACUUUGUGUUUAGUUUUGUCACAGAAGUUAUGUUUAAUCAUAGAAUAAUACUGUUUUCCCAGUGUGCAAUCAUACUUGAGUAUAUGCGUUCAGGCCGAAAUUGAGGUAGUCUUAAAUGUUAGUGCAA
Lolium perenne is the source of this 1028-nucleotide messenger RNA. The record is from RefSeq and is a predicted model, not a curated record. NCBI's taxonomy places the organism in Eukaryota, Viridiplantae, Streptophyta, Magnoliopsida, Poales, Poaceae.